GCAUGUUAAACUUCAAAUUUAUUUUUACAAAAAUAAAACAGUUCCAAAAAAUUUUAAAGAAGUAUCUAAUUUUAAAAAGCAUUGAUUGAUGAAAUGUUUGUAUAGAUGUUACCCUGGUAACCAUAUAAAAACAGUUAUGGAAGCUGAUUGGUCUUUAAUAAGUUUUCAGAAUACCACAAUGCAUAAUUUGUUUCUGUAAAAAGUUAUUUUACAAACGUGAGAUGCUAGUGUGAUACAGUAUCCAUAAUCGUAAAAUGCAAACUGAAAUACCUGCAUUACCUGUAGUACAGUUACAUGCCAAUACAAAUUUUGAUAGAAAUCAAAAUUCUAAUUUAAACAGGUCCAUGGUGGAAGUAAAAGUUAGUUCAUUACACAAAAGUAUAGCAUACUUUCCAACCACUAAAAAGACUUUCUAUCCUUUAAUUGGACAACCAUACCAAAGUAGUAUUCGACAGAAGACAUCAUUGGACCAUUCAAAGCAUAAAAAAAAUAGUAUUAAGCAAAGGGUUUUAUCAGCAAAAAUGUUACGUAUUAAAGAAUUACAAAAUCAACUAGCUGAUGCUCAUUAUCAGUUAAAUGAAUUAGCUAAUGAAAACAGACUAUUGAAAUCACUACAGAAACGACAAGAUUCUGCAUUGAAACGUUACGAAGGAACAAAUGCAGAAUUACCACGGAUUAUUAAUUCACAUCAUGAAGAAUUACGGGUACUUCAAAUUAAAUAUAAAAAGCUAAAAGCUUUGCAUAAAGAAACGUGUAGUUUAUUGAAAGACAGGGAAAAUGAAUAUCAACAGUUACAGUCUCAAAAUAAACAUUUGUUACAACUUAGCAAAGAUCGGAAUUUGGGGGAAAGAGAAAAGCUACAAUCACAAAUAUCUGACUUAAAUUAUAGAAUAGAGCAACAACAAGAUACUAUACAGACAUUACACAGAAAAAUAUCCCUUGAAACUAAAAGUCUUAAGCAACAAUUAUAUGCAGAAAUUUCUAAAAGGAAAGAGACACAAAAGCAUUUGGAAGAAACAACGCAAAAAUUAAAAAGUUUAGAACAUUUAUUAGAUAAUAGAGAACGCAAAUUAUAUUCUAAUGGACAAUUAGUAUUUCCUACUAAAAAUAGACGUUUAAGCACCCAAUUUCUUACAAAUGUGAGAGACGUUAGCUCAUCAAAUCCACAGAAGUUAGCGGAUCAACAUAAAAAAUGGCAAAAUGAUGUACAAGAACAUAGUUUGCCUGCUCUAAACUCAUCAGAUGUAAGUGAUCAGAACAACGAAAUAGAUGAACGAGUUGAUUCAAAUCAGACUUCUAGUUCUAUGAAAACAGAAACAAUGGCUAAUUUAGAGCAAAUAAGAAAAUAUCGCCUACAGAAAUCUGCACACAGAAAAACUUCAUCAGAUGAUUUCAACGAAAAACUCGAAGAAUUUAAUUUUACUAGAAAUAAAGAUUCCAAGGCUUCAAUUCAUUCCAGUAAUUCAGAGAGAUUAGAGGAGCAUGAUGAGAGUGAUGAAAAUCAGUAUGAAGUAAGCGCACACGUAUUUAGGAAAGCAUAUGAAAAUCGAAAGUGUAAAAAUUUAAUGAAGUUUAAUGAACUAUUAAAGACAGAAGUUGAUAAUUUAUCUGAAAGUGGUGAAAGUGGUGGUGAAAAUGAAGAUGAUAAGGACAGUCAGAUCCAUGUAACCGUUAGCCCUAAAGAAUCGCGUAUAAGAUUAUCUAAUAAUUCAGAUGAAGCUGUAGAUACAAAAGAAUUUAUAUUAUCCAAUAAUAAAUUUGGAGACAAAUUGGGUGUUUUAGUGCAAGAGAGGGAUGAUAUUGAUAAGAGUGAUUCUGAAGCUGAAACCGAAAGAAGAAGAGAAUCGAUUGAACAUUAUGUUUCGUCAAACUAUCCAAAUAGUGCUCUUAAAUUAAUUUCAUCUGCACAGAAUGAUCAAAUCCAUUAUGGGUCUAACCCAGAAUAUGAAGAUCUAUCAAUUUCUCAUUUUUUAAACGAAUCUCAGAAGAUGUAUCAGAAUUUAGUUAAUGAAAUAGGGGCACAAACUAGAAACGUAGAAAAUGAGUAUUUGUCUGAGUUAUACGAUAAUAUGCAUAUAAACAAUGAAAAUGUUGUCACUAGUUAUUCAACAAAUAAAUCUUCAGAAGACUCGCAGAAACACAUUGUAGAACAACCUGAAUUUCAACAAGUAGAAAGAGAAGAGAAUAGUGAUGAUACGUGUAAAGGAAAAAAUGAAUUUCAAAAUGAUUUAUUAAUGCAAAUGAUUUCUGUGAAAAACAAUAAACUGAAGAUACCAUUUAACCCUGAUUUAGCAUCAUAUACUACUGAAACUCUUUCUAAUGAGCAACAGAAUAGGCUACUUGCUACAAACUCGUCUGAUGCAGCAAUUAAUUUAGAUAAAGACCAAAAAUCCGAUGUAACAUAUGAAAAAACUAUAGAGACAAGAAAUAAAAUAAACAAACAAGAAGUAAACGAAGAAUUGAAAGAUAUUGAUAUUUCAUUGAGUAAUAUGCAAUCUUUAAAACUUGAUUCAAUUCAUAAUACACCUAAUGAAGUUGAUGUUAAUAGUAUAAAUGAAAGUAGUGCCAGAAUGAAAACAAUUAGUUACAAUAAAGAAAAGUUACUAGCAACAAUGAAAGCUAUUGAUGACAAUGAGAAUAUAGAAUAUUUAAAUCAAGACUAUGAAAAAGAUAAUGUAACAAGUAGGAAACAAAUAACUGAAAAUUUAUUCCGCGGUUUGCCUACCCAUAUGAAAGAACAAGAUAUUAUAAAAGAUAUCUUUGAUGCUGAUGGGUUAAAAAUGUACCCAUGGGUAGUUAUGACAAAUUAUACUGAUAUGAAAAUUAAGAAAUAAAAUAACUUCUGUAAACACAUAAUGAAGAGAUAAACUGAAUAUAAACUUAGUAUGUACUAUAUUCUUUUUGUAGUGCAGUAAUUAGUGUCACAUACUUUAGAAGUUACAACCUUUAAUUCUAAUGUAAUAAAAUAUUAAUGAAA
Messenger RNA from Nomia melanderi (Alkali bee), 2977 nucleotides. RefSeq lists its product as uncharacterized. NCBI's taxonomy places the organism in Eukaryota, Metazoa, Arthropoda, Insecta, Hymenoptera, Halictidae. Gene Ontology annotation, biological process: intraciliary transport. The record is from RefSeq and is a predicted model, not a curated record. Gene Ontology annotation, cellular component: axoneme.